Microdochium trichocladiopsis is the source of this 303-nucleotide messenger RNA. RefSeq lists its product as uncharacterized. Lineage: Eukaryota; Fungi; Ascomycota; Sordariomycetes; Xylariales; Microdochiaceae. The coding region runs from base 1 to 303 and encodes 100 amino acids. The record is from RefSeq and is a predicted model, not a curated record. The transcript has 2 exons.
AUGUCCAAAUUGCGCGAGUUCGGUACCAUUGUAUCCGGCAAUCGUCAGAAAUGCCAGGAUUUCACUCCCGAACAGCGUGCCUUUAUACUUGGCGCAGCAGGCGCUGGCGCAAAACACGCCGAGAUCGCGGAGGCACUUGGCACCAAACGGCAGCGAGUCGGCGAGCAAAUCAUGAAGGCUACUAAACGACGACAGCUUGCUUCAAAACCCCGUCAAGGCAGACCCUCCUCAAGAAAUGGCGCGCCGCCUGCCGCAUCGAACUCACGAAAGAAGACGCCGCCGAACGGUACCAAUUCUGCCUAG